GGGAGCGGCCGCGCGCGCGCCCCCGCGCGGAGCUGCCCAUUGUCCUCCGCGCGCGCUCCGCCAGCCAUUUCAGCCGGCGCCGCUGCUCUCCCCCCUCCCCUCCCGGGCGCCGUCUGGGCAGCUGCGCCAGGCCGGGGGCCCCCCCUCCUCUUUGCAACGUCCCCCCCGCCCCCGCCCCAUGGCUUGACUGGGCCAGGCAGGCAGCCGGGGGGGCCCCCCAGCCAGGAAGAGCGGCGGCUGCCCGGAUGGCUGAGCCGGAGCCCGGCCUGGCUGUGGCCAAGCGGGCCGGGAGAGGCCAGCAGCAGCCCCUGGGGGGCCCGGCAGGGAUGGGCCGCUCGGGGUAAACCCGUCCCCCCUCCGUCGUCGUCUAAGCGGGGGUGGGGGGCGUCCAGCGCGGCCCCAGGCUGAGCCCAGAGGGGGUCCGGUCGGCGCCUGGCCCGGCCGGGGCUCCCCGCCCACCCAGGGCCCCUUCGGAGCGGCCAGCUGGCAUCGGAGGCCCCCAGACCCGACGUAACCUUGGCCCAGACAUGGGCAGUGGCGGGACUCGAACCCGCCGCCGGAUGGAGCCUCGCAGCCCGUGUCGGAGCCCCUCUGCCCCCCGCCGGCCCUCCUCCGCCUCUGCCUCGGCUGGGGCUGCGCGGAUCCUUCGCCUAGGCGAGAUGGACCAGCUGCCCAGGUUGGCGUCGCCCUGCCCGGCCUAAUUCCCGAGGACGAGACGGGAAGGGGAGCCCGGAUCGGGGCCUGCCGGAAGAGAGAGGAGAGAGGAGGAGGAGGAGGAGGAGGAGGAGGAGGAGGGGGCCACCCCUCGGAGAUGACAGCUCCCCCCCCCCCCCAGCUCCGGUCCUUCCUGGGAGAAGGAAGCAGGGACCGGCCCUGUCUCCAAGGCAACAGCUCUGGGCAUCCCUGCCAGUCUUCCUGGGUAGGGUGUAAACCCUGAAGGACCACAGGGUGGACUGGGACACCGGCUCUCCUGCCCAGACAGCCCCGUCCAGGGGCUGGGGGAGGGGGGGGUGUCCAUCUCUACCGCGGCUUUCCUGGACCGGAGGAGCGGAGAUGGCGUCCCCCUUUAGCACCGGAGUCCUGGGCCGUCACCGUGCACGCCGCCGCUGACCCAGCUCCCCCUUUUCCUUCCCCACCCAAAGAUGGCCAGUGCCAAUGAGACUGAAGAGGCCCACGGCUCGGUGCCCCACGCCGCCACUACCUACGCCAAGCUUCUGCUCCUGGGCCUGAUCAUCUGCGUGAGCCUGGCGGGGAAUCUCUCCCUCUCCCUUCUGGUCUUGAAGGAGCGGGGGCUCCACAAGGCCCCCUACUACUUCCUCCUGGACCUGUGCCUGGCCGACGUGAUCCGCUCGGCCGUCUGCUUCCCCUUCGUCCUCGUGUCCAUCCGCCACGGCUCGGCCUGGACCUACAGCGUGCUGAGCUGCAAGAUCGUGGCCUUCAUGGCCGUCCUCUUCUGCUUCCACGCGGCGUUCCUCCUGUUCUGCAUCAGCGUCACUCGCUACAUGGCCGUGGCCCACCACCGCUUCUACGCCAAACGCAUGACUUUCUGGACGUGCGUUGCCGUCAUCUGCAUGGUGUGGACUUUGUCGGUGGCCAUGGCCUUCCCCCCGGUCUUCGACGUUGGGACCUACAAAUUCAUCCGGGAGGAGGACCAGUGUAUCUUUGAGCACCGCUACUUCAAGGCCAACGACACCCUGGGCUUCAUGCUCAUGCUAGCCGUCCUGAUCUUCGCCACUCACGUGGUGUACAUCAAGCUCCUCCUCUUCGAGUACCGCCACCGCAAGAUGAAGCCCAUCCAGAUGGUCCCAGCCAUCAGCCAAAACUGGACGUUCCAUGGGCCCGGCGCCACGGGGCAAGCGGCGGCCAACUGGAUUGCGGGCUUUGGCCGCGGCCCCAUGCCACCCACCUUGCUGGGCAUCCGGCAGAACGCCCACGCGGCCAACCGGCGCCUGCUGGGCAUGGAGGAGUUCAAGGCUGAGAAGCGGCUGGGCAGGAUGUUCUAUGUCAUCACGUUGCUCUUCUUGGUUCUGUGGUCACCCUACAUCGUGGCCUGCUAUUGGAGGGUGUUCGUCAAAGCCUGUAGCAUCCCUCACCGCUACCUCUCCACAGCCGUUUGGAUGAGCUUUGCCCAAGCCGCUGUUAACCCCAUAGUUUGCUUUCUACUCAACAAGGACCUCAAGAAGAGCUUGCUGGCCCACAUCCCUUGUUGGAGGACAGAGCCGGAACUGCCCAGGGAGCCUUAUUGUGUCAUGUGAGGAGCGCGGUGGGUCGGCUGGAAGGCGCCCGCCCGCCCGCCUGCCCUGUGCCAAACUGAAUUUGGGUUCUGUUUUGAAUCUUGCUUUCUUUCUUUGUUCUUAUUUUUUAUACAUCACACGAGAUGCCAAUCGACGGGUUGUUGCGCUCCCCUGCCCCUACCCUCCGCAACCUUGGCCGUGGUUCCCCAGAGUAAUGGGUGUUGGCAUACGGACUCUGAUCUCUCAGACAACCCAGGGCAAAGAUCCAAAGUCCGCUUCUCUGCCUGGAGAUCAGAGCUGGAUUCUGGUCUCAGCUCCCCUGGUGUAAAUCCAGAACCGAAGGGUGACAGUCGCCGUUCCUUGCUAGUAUCUCAGCCAUGAGCUUUACGGGGCCUUUCCCUAUUUUUCUAGUCUCCAAACUCUAUCACAUUCCUCCGAUCAGACAUUCCUAAAGUCCACAGGCCACUAUAGGGAUGCCACCUUCCGGGUGGGGUCUGAGAUCAGUUCCUCUGGUGAAAAUGGUAGCUUUUGGGGGGAGGGGGGAUG
Molecule: messenger RNA, 2780 nt
Organism: Sphaerodactylus townsendi
Lineage: Eukaryota; Metazoa; Chordata; Lepidosauria; Squamata; Sphaerodactylidae
Product: probable G-protein coupled receptor 173
Exons: 2
Coding region: 1143-2255 (370 amino acids)
Biological process (GO): G protein-coupled receptor signaling pathway
Cellular component (GO): plasma membrane
Molecular function (GO): G protein-coupled receptor activity
Source: RefSeq, a predicted model, not a curated record